This is a messenger RNA of Aspergillus neoniger CBS 115656, 1678 nucleotides long. RefSeq names its product casein kinase 1 family protein. The record is from RefSeq and is a predicted model, not a curated record. Gene Ontology annotation, biological process: peptidyl-serine phosphorylation; signal transduction; endocytosis. The transcript has 4 exons. Gene Ontology annotation, cellular component: nucleus; cytoplasm. Bases 481 to 1602 code for a protein of 373 amino acids. Gene Ontology annotation, molecular function: protein serine/threonine kinase activity; ATP binding. Lineage: Eukaryota; Fungi; Ascomycota; Eurotiomycetes; Eurotiales; Aspergillaceae.
UUUUCGCCUUUCCGGUCGGGUCGUCACGGUCGGUUCACCCCAACAGUCGACAUCACCGCUAUCUCAUCUCUUCCUUCCCGUUUCUAGACCAGGUUCGUCCGCUUCUGGGCUGCACCUCUCUUUUCUCUAUUCCCCAGUGUCACUAUUCACCUGUUUUGUGCCUCUCCUCUUGCUUGGCUUGGUGUCUUGCUUUGCUCUUCGUCCAAGCCGCCUGCCCUCAGCAGACUCGCUCUGCCAAGUGACUACGCGCCGGGAUUCUCCCUGCACCUUGUUCUUUGGUGAUUUUGCCAUCUCUCUAGCAGCAUACAUUGCCUACUGCCUUCACGCCCCUCCUGCCCCCCUCUUCUUUCACAAACACUCUUUAUUCAACACACUUCCUCGAGGGAAUGAUCUCAUCGAUCUAUAACUAACCCGGAUACCGACCUUUAGUCUGCUCAACACCUUACUCACACAACACGACGGCGUGUCUAAUUCAUCAAAAUGACGACAAUGGAUCUACGUGUCGGUAACAAAUACCGUAUUGGACGGAAGAUUGGAAGUGGUAGUUUCGGUGAUAUCUACCUGGGCACCAACAUCAUCUCUGGCGAGGAGAUCGCCAUCAAGCUGGAGAGUGUCAAGGCCAAGCACCCCCAGCUCGAAUAUGAAGCCCGUGUCUACAAGUCUCUUGCCGGUGGUGUCGGUAUUCCUUUCGUUCGCUGGUUCGGCACUGAAUGUGACUACAAUGCUAUGGUCAUCGAUCUUCUUGGUCCUAGUUUGGAGGACCUGUUCAACUUCUGCAACCGCAAAUUCUCCCUGAAGACCGUGCUCUUGCUGGCCGACCAGCUCAUUUCUCGCAUUGAGUACAUUCACGCCAAGUCCUUCAUCCACCGUGAUAUCAAGCCCGACAACUUCUUGAUGGGUAUUGGUAAGCGUGGAAACCAGGUCAAUGUGAUCGAUUUCGGUCUGGCCAAGAAGUACCGCGACCCCAAGACUCACUUCCACAUCCCGUACCGUGAGAACAAGAACCUCACUGGAACUGCUCGUUACGCCAGUAUCAACACUCACUUGGGUGUUGAGCAGUCCCGCCGUGAUGAUAUGGAGUCGCUCGGAUACGUUAUGCUCUACUUCUGCCGUGGUACCCUUCCCUGGCAAGGCCUGAAGGCUGCUACUAAGAAGCAGAAGUACGACCGUAUCAUGGAGAAGAAGAUGACUACCCCUACUGAGGUUCUUUGCCGUGGCUUCCCCAACGAGUUCUCCAUCUACUUGAACUACACUCGUUCCCUGCGCUUCGAUGACAAGCCAGACUACUCCUACCUUCGCAAGAUUUUCCGCGAUCUGUUCGUCCGCGAAUCAUUCCAGUAUGACUAUGUUUUCGACUGGACCGUCUACAAGUACCAGAAGAAUGCUGCCAUGAUCGUGGAUGCCAACAAGAAGGACAAGGAGGCUGAAGAGCAGCAGCGCCGUCAGGGUGUUGCUGCUGCGGCGCCCAUGGGCACCCCCGGUGCUGCCAAGCCCGGUGCCAUCUCCAGCCAGCGCCGUAAGGUCAUCGAACGUGGAACUCUUGACAACACGCCCGAAACCAACCGGGCCGUGGGAGGGAGUGACAGGAUUCUUCGGCGUUAGGCUGCGUUCUGCUUCCAAGGUUGCUGCUUCAGGUGCUUAUGGCCCUGCCGGUAGCCGCGCGAAGCGGGACGAUGGG